Molecule: messenger RNA, 433 nt
Organism: Thrips palmi
Lineage: Eukaryota; Metazoa; Arthropoda; Insecta; Thysanoptera; Thripidae
Exons: 3
Coding region: 35-433 (132 amino acids)
Biological process (GO): sensory perception of smell
Cellular component (GO): membrane
Molecular function (GO): odorant binding; olfactory receptor activity
Source: RefSeq, a predicted model, not a curated record
ACUGCACGUGGCAUUGCUGCGAUCGUGUCAGCUCAUGAACGCCCUAUUUGGUUUGCUUCUUCCAUUUUACCUGAUGAUGAGCGUGUCUCUGUCGCUGCUCUGCACCGUGGCCUUGGUGCAGUCCGGCCGAGGCGCGGACAGCUUCGCCGUGCGUUCCUUCUCGCUGCUCUUUGUCUUCUUCGUGACCAUGUGCGUGGCCGGGCAACGCGUCGAAGACGCCAGCCAAGGCAUUGGUACGGCCAUCUACAACGGACCGUGGCUGGAGGAAGACGUCCGAACGCGCCGAUCCAGGUUCUUGUCGAUGGCGCUGUGUUCCCGCCCCGCAUGCUUCAAGCUGCCGGGGGUGGGCGCCAUGAAUCACCCUCUUUGCCUAGACGGCCUGCGGUCCUGGUUCCAGUUUUUUCAAGUUCUCCUCAAUCUCAAAACGAAGUAA